Dovyalis caffra is the source of this 519-nucleotide messenger RNA. The record is from the annotation of a GenBank genome assembly. Lineage: Eukaryota; Viridiplantae; Streptophyta; Magnoliopsida; Malpighiales; Salicaceae.
AUGAAGGCUUUUGACAUCAAUGGAAGCAACACCCUUUCUCUUGCCCUUUUCACGGAUGUCACCAACUCCAAGGAACUUCUAGAUUCUAUGCAAGCUGGAAAGCUAGAACCAGAAGUUGCAUUUCUCAAUGCAUCACUUAUACCAGAUGUUUUCCCUCUUCUGGCAGCAGCACAUAAAACUCUUAUAGCCAAGUCCAGGGAUUCAUUGACCACACGCACUCUUCAUUCUGAACUAGUUUAUAAUUACUCAGGAUCUAAGCAUAUUACAGAAUCCCUGAAAAGAUGUGGAAUUUCCAAUAACACCACAUACAUCCUUGCAGCUCGUUUCAACGCUUCUCCAGAGGAGAUGAAAGCUGUAGAGAAUCUUAUCAAUGGGAAAGAAAUCGAAUUAGAGGAACUGGAAGGGAGAGCAAACCAAGCUCAAAUACAGAAGCACUACAAAAUUUCUGGCUUGGAAGUAGGAAUAUCCUCUUUUGCAGAUGCCAUUACCUGCCGGAUAGCUGCACGUGAUGCCUUGUAA